Filobasidium floriforme is the source of this 1167-nucleotide messenger RNA. RefSeq lists its product as uncharacterized. The record is from RefSeq and is a predicted model, not a curated record. Lineage: Eukaryota; Fungi; Basidiomycota; Tremellomycetes; Filobasidiales; Filobasidiaceae. Bases 1 to 1167 code for a protein of 388 amino acids. The transcript is spliced from 7 exons.
AUGGUUGCCACUUCUUUCAAGGGUCUCUCGACCGUCGCCUCCUUGUUGGCCCUCCCCUUUGCCAGGGCUCAGGUCACCGCCACCUUCCCCAACGGACCGACCAACCCGGACAGGCCCGAGAUCGCCGAACCCGGCACCCAGAUCAACCAGACCUCGUACUCCCGUCUCCUGACCUUGAACAGCCCCGGCCCAGACUCGGUCAUUGGAAACGUCGAGCCCAUCGUCGUCGCCUACUGCACCAAGCCUAGGAACGGAGCCAGGUUGAUUCCCGAUGGAACCAUCCACUCUGCUCACUUCGUCAAGACCGACGCUUACGUCCAGAUCAACGGUCUCUGGGACGGAACCCGAGUCAACAUCCCUUACGGCGAUGCCGGUGGUGAGCUCGACCCCCACGGUGCCGAAAACGUCGGAAACCCCAUCGGCGGGAACGUCACCUCGAACGUCUCGGGACAGGACGUCUUCUACGAAGAGUGGAUGUCGUUCGUCUCGUUCGACCAAUUCUGUAUGAGGAUCUGUACGGCCGAGGUCGGAGGAGUUCCUACUUCGAUCAUGUGCGAGCACGAGCUCGACGUCAUGGGUUGUGCUUUCGUCAUGCCCAGCGUCAACAUGUACAACAACAACUCGUUCACUUCGUGUGAGGCCGAUGUCGGGGCUGCUCCUGGUGACUACCCCCUCGCCAACGGGUCCACCUCGACCUUCCGUCAGCGAUACACCGGAUCUUACACCAACGACGGUACCGUUGGCUACUGGACCGUCGGUCAGGAGGUUACCCCCGCGGGACCUCACACCACCCCGGCCGUCUCGAUGUGCACCACCUACCCUACCAUCUCUAACGGAAUCGACACUGCCAACUUUGCCGUCGUCUCCCAAUCUCCCUUGGAGUCUGGUGUCUCGUCGCCCGCAUCGACCACCGCCGUCUCGUCCGGAACCAUGUCCAUGACCACCUCGGGAGCCAGCACCGCCCGAAACACUGGUGCUUCCUCGGGAGCCUCGACCGGUACCGGGGCCACUACCGCCAGGGCCACCACCUCGAACACUGCUGCGGCUUCCGGUGCCGCUGCCAGCUCGCAACCCGCUAGCGCCGCCGGCAAGCUCGACUUUGGCAUGGGAGGACUCUUGCUCGCCGGUGCUGCCGCCAUCGGGGGUGGACUCUUGGUCCUCGCCUAG